Messenger RNA from Lotus japonicus, 575 nucleotides. Its product is annotated as RING-H2 finger protein ATL52. The record is from RefSeq and is a predicted model, not a curated record. Lineage: Eukaryota; Viridiplantae; Streptophyta; Magnoliopsida; Fabales; Fabaceae. The transcript has a single exon. The coding region runs from base 1 to 546 and encodes 181 amino acids. Gene Ontology annotation, molecular function: ubiquitin protein ligase activity. Gene Ontology annotation, biological process: ubiquitin-dependent protein catabolic process.
AUGGGAAGAGGCUUCAACCCAAGGCUAAGACAGAAUUUACAGCAGCCACAUUCAAGAUCCACACUCCAAACAAGCACCCAAGCUCCCCAAGUGGAAGAAAACACCAAACCAACAGCUUUGAGCAAGCUUAAGAAAGUGAUUUACAAUAACAACACUACCCCAAAGAGUUUAGCUAGGAGAGUGAGCUUAUACUAUAGAGAUAAUUCCAAUGCUUUGAAAGAGAGGGUGAAAGAAAAGGAUGAAGAUGGCAAGAGGUGUGUUGUUUGCUUGGAAGAUUUUGAACCCAAAGAAGAGGUGAUGCUCACUCCAUGCAACCACAUGUUUCAUGAGGACUGCAUAAUGCCUUGGUUAAUAAGUAAAGGCCAGUGCCCAGUCUGUAGGUUUGUGAUUUGGGAGAGGGUGAACAACAACACUUCAUCAUCUUUCAACAGGAAUAAUGAUAUUGUUGCCAAUUUGGAACCUGGUGACCUGAUUGGUGGAGAGCUUUUGUCAAUUCUGAGGGCCAUGGAAGUGGCUUUUCACUUGGGGAGCAUAAAUUACACAUAAGAGUUUUACUAAAAUUAGUCUUCAUCGCA